AUGUCUGGCUCACGAUCCAUCGUCGCUGUUGUUGUCGCCCUGCUCUUAUCGUUUCUCAUCAGCGCGAUAAUGUGCUUCUCAAACCGGCGUAAGCUGGUGGUUGUACACGAGGAGCCACAGUAUUCGCAGCUGAACACGCGUGGAGCACGGCCCUAUACACUGUUCAAAUCGAUCUAUACGAAUAACACAGAUCGACCUCAGGAAUACUCGUUCAAGACCGAACGCAGUACCGAGAGCCUAUGCAGCGUUUGUCGAGAGCAAGGAUAUAUGAUUGGCGGAGAAAGCGAGCUGACACUCAAAACACCAUGUACUUGA
Messenger RNA from Gongylonema pulchrum, 315 nucleotides. Lineage: Eukaryota; Metazoa; Nematoda; Chromadorea; Rhabditida; Gongylonematidae. The record is from the annotation of a GenBank genome assembly.